This is a messenger RNA of Eurypyga helias (sunbittern), 2440 nucleotides long. RefSeq names its product sel-1 suppressor of lin-12-like (C. elegans) (gene SEL1L). The annotation marks the transcript as partial. Gene Ontology annotation, biological process: ERAD pathway. The transcript is spliced from 20 exons. The record is from RefSeq and is a predicted model, not a curated record. Gene Ontology annotation, molecular function: protein binding. NCBI's taxonomy places the organism in Eukaryota, Metazoa, Chordata, Aves, Eurypygiformes, Eurypygidae. Gene Ontology annotation, cellular component: endoplasmic reticulum membrane.
AUGAAAAAAGUCAUCAAGAUGAAUCACUGGAGUCAAAGGCUUUAUCUGCAGAGGACCAGGUAAAGGACCAUUCCAGUGGAACUCGAGUGGUAGCAGGUCAAAUCUUCCUUGAAUCAGGGAAGUCAGACUCUCAGUCAGAGCGUGAAGAGGACUUUCACAGUCAAGAGGAGGAAAAAGACAAUAUGCUGGAAGAGUUGAACACUCUAGAAAUGUUAAAUCUAUUAAAUAAGGAUUUGGAAGAAGCAGAAAUACAGAGUCUAGUUUUAACAGCUAUUGGUGGUACUGCAGACGGUGAACCUUGCCACAUCCCCUUUUUGUUUAUGGAGAAGGAGUACACAGAGUGUACGGCAGAUGGGAGAGAAGAUGGCAGGCUUUGGUGUGCAACAACCUAUGAUUACAGGAAAGAUCAGAAAUGGGGCUUCUGUGAAACUGAAGAGCAGUCUAAUAAGAGAAGGCAGAUGCAAGAAGCUGAGGAUGUUUAUCAGACUGGAAUGAAAAUCCUUAAUGAAAGCGGUAAAAAGGCUCAAAAGAAGGAAGCAUAUCGAUAUCUUCUGAAAGCAGCUGACAUGAAUCAUACCAAGGCAAUGGAGAAAGUGUCUUACGCUUUGUUGUUUGGAGAUUACCUGAAACAGAACAUCCAGUCAUCAAAAGAACUAUUUGAAAAACUGGCAGAAGAAGGUUCUCCUACAGGACAAACGGCUCUUGGAUUUUUAUAUGCGUCUGGCCUAGGAGUCAACUCUAGUCAAGCUAAGGCCCUGGUGUAUAACACUUUUGGAGCUUUAGGAGGAAAUCUGAUUGGCCAUAUGAUAUUGGGUUACCGGUACUGGGCUGGGAUAGGAGUCCUACGAAGUUGUGAAUCUGCUCUCACUCAUUACAGACUUGUAGCUAAUCACGUUGCUAGCGACAUUUCUUUGACUGGUGGCACAGUGGUUCAGCGAAUUCGCUUAGCAGAUGAAGUAGAAAACCCAGGAAUGGCAAGUGGGAUGCUAGAAAAAGACUUGAUUCAGUAUUAUCAGUUUUUAGCAGAGAAAGGAGAUGUACAAGCACAGGUUGGCCUUGGACAGUUGCACUUGCAUGGAGGAAGAGGAGUAGAACAAAAUCAUCAGCGAGCGUUUGAGUACUUCAAUCAAGCAGCUAAUGCUGGCAAUUCACAUGCCAUGGCGUUUCUAGGAAAGAUGUACUCAGAAGGAAGUGACGUGGUACCUCAGAGCAAUGAAACAGCGCUUCAGUAUUUCCAGAAAGCUGCUGAUAUGGGCAAUCCAGUUGGACAGAGUGGACUAGGAAUGGCUUACCUCUACGGAAGAGGUGUUCCAGUGAACUAUGAGCUAGCACUGAAGUAUUUCCAGAAGGCUGCAGAACAGGGAUGGGUUGAUGGACAACUUCAACUAGGUUCUAUGUAUUACAAUGGCAUUGGAGUCAAGAGGGACUAUAAAAAAGCUUUGAAAUAUUUUAACUUGGCCUCCCAGGGUGGCCACAUUUUGGCUUUUUAUAAUCUGGCUCAGAUGCAUGCCACUGGCACUGGAGUGAUGCGAUACUGUAAUACUGCUGUUGAGUUGUUUAAGAAUGUAUGUGAACGGGGGCGUUGGUCUGAAAGACUGAUGACUGCCUACAACAGCUAUAAAGAUGGCGAUUCAAAUUCUGCUGUGGUGCAGUAUCUUCUGUUGGCAGAGCAGGGCUAUGAAGUUGCACAAAGCAAUGCUGCUUUCAUACUUGAUCAGAAAGAAGCUAGCAUAGUAGGAGAAAACGAAACCUAUGCUAGAGCUUUGCUUUACUGGAAUAGAGCAGCUUCUCAAGGCUGUACUGUUGCAAGGAUUAAACUUGGAGAUUACCAUUUUUAUGGGUUUGGUACUGAUGUUGACUAUGAAACUGCAUUUAUUCACUAUCGACUCGCAGCAGAGCAACAGCACAGUGCCCAAGCAAUGUUUAAUCUGGGCUACAUGUACGAGAAUGGAUUGGGCGUCAAGCAGGACAUUCAUCUUGCAAAGCGAUUCUAUGACAUGGCAGCUGAAGCAAGCCCAGAUGCUCAGGUUCCAGUCUUCCUAGCACUUUGCAAACUUCGAGUGAUUUAUUUCUUGCAGUAUGUACAAGAGAUCAAUAUAAGGGAGGUAUUCUCACAUAUUGAUAUGGACCAGCUGCUGGGGCCUGAGUGGGACCUUUACCUUAUGACCAUCAUCACCUUGCUUCUGGGAACAAUUAUAGGUUACAGACAAAGGCAACAUCAGGCAAUUCCCAGACCGGCACGACUGCGGCCAGCUGUGCCUCAACAAGAACCACCACCAGAGCAUCAACCACCACAACAGCAACAAGAGCCUCAGUGAAAGAACUGGAUUUUUCCAAAAGGAACAAUUUUUGUUGUGAUUUAGGACUUCGGCUCAACGGUCCCUCCCCCAAAAGAAGUGCAAAGAAGUUUAAAAAAAAAAAAAAAGUCUGAAAGCUGCUU